This is a messenger RNA of Loxodonta africana (African savanna elephant), 3570 nucleotides long. It is a transcript of the gene TNFAIP1, whose product is annotated as TNF alpha induced protein 1. Gene Ontology annotation, molecular function: ubiquitin-protein transferase activity; protein binding. Gene Ontology annotation, biological process: negative regulation of Rho protein signal transduction; protein ubiquitination; protein homooligomerization. Lineage: Eukaryota; Metazoa; Chordata; Mammalia; Proboscidea; Elephantidae. The coding region runs from base 245 to 1195 and encodes 316 amino acids. The record is from RefSeq and is a predicted model, not a curated record. The transcript has 7 exons. Gene Ontology annotation, cellular component: Cul3-RING ubiquitin ligase complex.
GCGGCUCCGGGCGGAGUCGGCGGGCGGAGGAUGUGAGCUCACGCUCGGGGAUUGCGGGCGGGCAGGCGGCCGCGGUCCAGGAGCCUGCUAGAGACCCAGCUGAGAGAAGGGAGCGGCGCCCCUGGGGAAGCACUGAGAGUAUGAGGCUCUGGUCUCCACUGGCCACUCACCCGUGACCCCUUCCACCACGGUGGAGCCUUCCAAGCCUACCUCCUGCCGUGUGGUAAUCUACCUGCAGCGGGAGAUGUCGGGGGAUACCUGUCUGUGCCCAGCCUCAGGGGCCAAACCCAAGCUAAGCAGCUUCAAGGGUGGAAGCUUGGGCAACAAGUACGUCCAGCUCAAUGUAGGUGGCUCCCUGUACUACACCACCGUGAGGGCACUAACUCGGCAUGACACCAUGCUCAAGGCCAUGUUCAGUGGGCGCAUGGAGGUGCUGACGGACAAAGAAGGCUGGAUCCUCAUAGAUCGAUGUGGAAAGCACUUUGGCACCAUUUUGAAUUACCUCCGAGAUGACACCAUCACUCUGCCUCAAAAUCGGCAAGAGAUCAAGGAACUGAUGGCUGAAGCAAAGUAUUACCUCAUUCAGGGGCUGGUGAACAUGUGCCAGAGUGCCCUGCAGGACAAGAAGGACGCCUACCAGCCCGUGUGCAACAUCCCCAUCAUCACGUCCCUGAAGGAGGAAGAGAGACUCAUUGAAUCCUCCACCAAGCCCGUGGUGAAGCUGCUGUACAACAGGAGCAACAACAAGUAUUCCUACACCAGCAACUCUGAUGACCACCUGCUGAAAAACAUCGAGCUGUUUGACAAGCUCUCCCUACGCUUCAACGGCCGUGUGCUCUUCAUCAAGGAUGUCCUCGGCGACGAGAUCUGCUGCUGGUCCUUCUACGGCCAGGGCCGGAAGCUGGCAGAGGUGUGCUGCACCUCCAUCGUCUAUGCCACAGAGAAGAAGCAGACCAAGGUGGAAUUCCCAGAAGCCCGAAUCUACGAGGAAACACUCAAUGUCCUACUCUAUGAGACCCCCCGAGUCCCUGACAACUCCUUAUUGGAGGCCACAAGCCGCAACCACAGCCAGACUUCCCCCAGUGAAGACGAGGAGACCUUUGAACUGCGGGACCGUGUCCGCCGCAUCCAUGUCAAGCGCUAUAGCACUUAUGAUGACCGGCAGCUGGGCCACCAGUCUGCCCAUCGGGACUGACUUGACCCUUGGGGGGUCAGGGCGCAGGAGGGCCUGUUUCCCCUCCUAUGGAAUCCCGCCCCAUUGGCCACCCUGUGCUGCCGCCAGCUGGGUCUCUGCUCCAGCACCCAGAGGCAUGACAGGCCCUGCCUGGGAAGUCAGAGGGCCUGGGCAAAGGAGAGACCACAUUUCUUUGCCCUGCUUCCCUGAGCACAGAGGACUGAGUCCUGUCCCCUGCCUGACAGGGAGAGCUUCUGUCCCAUGGGUGAUGGGACCGACUUAGCCACCUCCUGCUAGGCCUCUGCUGAGCAGCCUUUCCCGUACUGAAGGGCCACCCACUAGGUCUCAGCUGAGGUCCGAGGGAAACAGUUCAUUCUGCAGGAAAGGCAGCUUCUGGUGCUGUGGAGGCCCAGUUUCUUACAGAGGGUGGGGCUCCUUUUUCUUCUAAGGUAUUUAAGCACAAGCUAGGUGUUUGAUUUUAAAAAAUAAUUUAGGGAAUGAAUGAAUACAAGUCUAGUAAUGAAGGGACUGGGCAUUUCUGCCACCCCUCCACGAUGCCAAGACCUUGGGUAAGGUAGAGCUCUUGGCCUUUUUCGAUGCCUUGGGAUCUGUUUCUGUAAAGCACUUUGUACUUUUAUCCAGGAGAUUUGUAUUUGCUCUGACACAUGUCCUAUUUUUUCUGACCCUAGUUCCGUUUACCGUGCAAAGCCAGUCUGAAGGAGGGGAUAAACAGGAAGCAAUAAAAACUCACCAGUUCUGGCUUUGCCAGGCUGACCAAGCAGCCAGCCUACAGAGCCCCAUGGAAGGAUUGUAAGUUGGGGCCUGUGGUCCUAGUAGCAUCCCUGUGAAGAGACAUUUUAACCAGACAUUUUAAGAGUCACACAACUGGCUCUUAUAGUCUAACAUGACUGCUCUUAUUUGAUCUUUUUGUCCUUGGGUGCAGUUGGCCCCAAGGCACACUGUCCUCACUGAUUGUAAAGCCAAAGAGUAUAGGGGCCAGGAGCUGCUUUGUCGAGAGCAUGAGAUGGAGCAGGAAGGCUGUGGGGCCAUGGGCACCGCAUAGUGGCAUGGUGCUGGGCUUGCGUGCCCAUCAGCUGAGGGCAGCCCCUGCAUAGAGGGGGCACAUGCUAAGCCAUACUUCCCCCGGCCCAUGCAGUCAGCUGUUGGUUUUGUGUCCUGGCUGGGGAUGGUCAUUCUGCUAAGUGGUGAGUCUCCAAACAGGAUGACCUGAGCAGCCCUAGCCCCUUGAAGGCCUUCAUGCCUUUCUUGUCGGAGGCGCCAGGCACCAGCUUUAAGCAAGAGUGAGUUCUUUGGGGCUUUCGUUUUCAUUCCCUUUCUUUGUUUGGCUUAGCCCUUGGAAGGCAGCUUAUCGGAAUUCUUUUCCAAAGGAAUGCCAGUGGGGAGGGAGCAGUUCUGCCAGCCUAACAAAGCAGCACACCUCUGCUUGGGGAGGGACAUAGGUUAUCAAGCUUAUCCCUCUUGACUGUGUUUGCUGUAGCUAAGCAGCUGCUCAUGGCUGACACCACAGAGCCUAUGGGCAAAUGCUAGGCCCAAGGUUAGUGGACACUCAACCUGAAAUACGAGAUGGGGAGGGAAAUGUCUUUUGAAUCAGGCGUUUUACAUUUUAGUCACAUCUUGAAUGUAUAAACAGUUCUGAGACUCCGGUCAGGCACUUUGGUGAUCAGUACUGGCCCUCACUGGGGUAACAGACGAAGACAAAUCCGUUUGACAAAUUCAGGCUUUAGCUUUGUGGCUAUCCCACAGAGACUGGAAUGUUUCAGCCUGAGGCCACUGCCUUAUUUCCUCAGCUGACCUCUCGAAGUCCUUUAAUACUCAUUCUCAGCUUCCCACUGAGGUAUUUGAAAGUUUGUCCUUUGACCUGUCCAUCCCUGUAGCCUAUGCUUACUGCUUGGACAUUCAGUUCCUCAGUGGUGAUAGUCUGGUACUCUGGGCACUUACUUUCUCUGACUGAAACUAUCUCCUUGGUCUUAAGAAAAACAUUGACAUUGAAUUCACUGAAGUGAUCUUAGCUUCUUUAAUCAGACUUUGUGACUCAAAGGUUUGGGGAGUUUUCUUUAAAGGUUUCCCAGCCCCAUUCAGAAAGCAGCUCAUAAGUGGAUUUUUCAACUCCAGACGGCCCAGGAGAGAGUAAAUAAAAAGUGUGGUGGAAGGUCAAACCUUUCUGUCAGUUGCUGCUGAGAAAACCAGAAGCCUGCUAUCAACACUUACCAGCUUUGGGCUUUGUUGAAUUUGGUAUCUGACCAAGGUCUGCCAGAGGAUGGCACAGAUCCUGGCAAGAGAGAAUCUUUCCUUGAAUCAUGUAACGGAACUACUUUGUGGCUCGGCAUAUCAUGGAAGGAAACACUAAUUUCUAAUAAAACUGUGUUACACUGCAA